Molecule: messenger RNA, 1722 nt
Organism: Piliocolobus tephrosceles (Ugandan red Colobus)
Lineage: Eukaryota; Metazoa; Chordata; Mammalia; Primates; Cercopithecidae
Gene: LRRC23
Product: leucine rich repeat containing 23
Exons: 8
Coding region: 304-1341 (345 amino acids)
Cellular component (GO): cytosol; cytoplasm
Molecular function (GO): protein binding
Source: RefSeq, a predicted model, not a curated record
AUCCGGGUUCCCGGGACUGGGAAAGUGGCCUGGUAACCAGGCAACUACUGAUCAAUCCCCUCCCCGGCUGAUUUGCGCAUCAGGUAGUCGCCGCUCUGCGCUCAACGGUGGCGAGUUUCAGUAGCCAAGUGCCCCGCCCCCGUUGCCAUAACAGCAGUACACAACCCUCCGUCCCCUCGUCCGCUUGCUAAACAGUCCUUCCCUCUUGGGACCAAGGGCCUCUCCAGAACUGCUUCUGAUUGAGCAGAAACAGGGAGGAGGACUGAGCUUAUCUGACUUCAGAGCCUUCAGGAGGGAAGAAAGAUGUCAGAUGAAGAUGAUCUAGAAGACUUUGAGCCAGACCAAGAUGAUUUUGAGAAAGAAGAGGACGAGAAGGAGACAGAGGAGGGGGAGGACUACAGAAAAGAGGGGGAAGAGUUCCCUGAGGAAUGGCUGCCCACGCCCCUCACGGAGGACAUGAUGAAGGAAGGGCUUUCUCUGCUCUGCAAGACAGGCAGUGGGCUGGCUCAUGCUUAUGUCAAGCUGGAGGUUAAAGAGAGGGACCUGACAGACAUCUAUUUGCUGCGCUCCUACAUCCAUCUGCGCUAUGUGGAUGUUUCUGAGAACCACCUGACAGACCUGUCGCCACUCAACUACCUCACCCACCUGCUCUGGCUCAAGGCUGAUGGCAAUCAGCUGCGAAGUGCCCAGCUGAAUGCACUGCCCUACCUGCAGAUUGCUAGUUUUGCUUAUAACCAGAUUACUGACACUGAAGGCAUCUCUCAUCCUCGUCUUGAAACACUGAAUCUCAAAGGGAACAAAAUCCACAUGGUGACAGGUCUGGACCCCCAGAAGCUGAUCAGCCUGCACACAGUGGAGCUUCGGGGGAAUCAGCUGGAAAGCACCCUGGGGAUCAAUCUUCCUAAGCUGAAGAACCUCUACCUGGCCCAAAACAUGCUGAAGAAGGUGGAAGGCUUGGAGGACCUGAGCAAUCUCACCACCUUGCAUCUUCGAGACAACCAGAUUGACACUCUGAGUGGCUUCUCCAGGGAAAUGAAAUCAUUGCAGUACCUCAACCUGAGGGGCAACGUGGUGGCCAACCUGGGGGAGCUGGCCAAGCUUCGAGACCUGCCCAAGCUGCGAGCCUUGGUGCUGCUCGAUAACCCAUGCACGGAGGAAACCAACUACCGCCAGGAGGCCCUGGUGCAGAUGCCAUACCUCGAACGCCUGGACAAGGAAUUCUAUGAGGAGGAGGAACGGGCUGAGGCUGAUGAGAUUCGACAGAGUCUGAAGGAAGACAAGGAGAAGGAGCAGCAGCCUGAGCCCGAGCGUGACCUGGAACCGGAACAGUCAUUGAUCUAGCAGCAGUUCCAGCCUCUAAAGAUAGAGAUCAAAAACGCUGGCCUUCAGACCUGAUCAGACUCCGGGCGGGGCGGGGGGGAGGGGCACCACAUUCAUACCCCCUAGGGUGAGGAGAGAGGAUGCCUCUUUUUGCCCCAAAGCUGGAAAUUCAUCACAACCUGAGGCCCAGGAUCCGCUCUGUGCGGGUCCUCUGGGCAGUGUGGGGUGCAGAGUGGGGUGCCUAGGCCUAAGCGCUGCCCGGAGCCUAGGCCGGGGGCCGUCCUCGGGCAGGUGUGGGUGGGAGCCAAGCCCGCGUGGGCCGCGGGGUGCUGGUAGGAGUGGUUGGAGAGACUUGCGGAGGCGGCUGGGGUGUUCGGAUUUCCAAUAAAGAGACAGCGUGAU